Pelobates cultripes (western spadefoot toad) is the source of this 7902-nucleotide messenger RNA. The record is from the annotation of a GenBank genome assembly. NCBI's taxonomy places the organism in Eukaryota, Metazoa, Chordata, Amphibia, Anura, Pelobatidae.
GCCUCUUACUUCCUUUCUCUACCCCUGUCCACCAUGGUGAGUGUUCUGAGUUGCUGCUCGCAAUGGAGGAUAACUUUAUCCGUCGCCAUCCUCUGCAUGCCGGACCUCCAGUCACCCUAAACCCAGCUCAAAUCCUGCCGGGCACUCAUCCCGUGAUAUUCCCGGCGAUAUGUCGUAAGAUUGCGGGGAGAUUAGACUGUUAUAUAUAGCUGCUCACUCGGGGUACUAGGCCCACGCCUGACUCCAUAGUAACUACGGGUAGGCCUGGAAUGGCAGUGUGGGAAAGGUGUAUGCACCCACUGCAAUAAACUCUUGGGGCCUCUUCGAGUAACUCAGACCGCGGCCUUUCCCAGACCUGGUGCCGCUUUUGAGCAGCUUUCUUGGGGUUACCUAUCUAAUUUACACCGCAACUCUAGAAGGCUUUUGGUGCCACUUGUAUUAAUACUGCUGGCAUUUAUUUAUUUGACUUGAGCACGUUAUAACAGUGCCUGGGUUAUUUAGUAUUUUUGUGGAUUUAUUAGGAUAUUAUUAUAUUAUUAUAAUAUAUAUUUUUUUUUUCCCUUUUUAUAACCGAGUUGGACAUGCAGAUGAUGUAAAGAAUAUUUGCUAUCUGAGUUUCUCUCUGAUGACAAGCUUUCCACCAAGAUCGCUGAUGCAUGUCUACCAUGGUUUAAUACCUAUACUUACAGACCAUUGAGAAGGAAUUAAAAAUAAAUUUAUUAGUUUGAAAGCCUUGGCAAGUAGUUUCAUGGUGUCCUCGGACAGGGUUAACUGGGUAAUUACCUUAGUGAGUAGAUCAGAAGGCUUUUGUUUUAACUUGUUUUACAUAUUUCUGCAUUAAAUGGAGGUUGGGGUGCUUUUAUUGUUUAACUUCACUUGUUGGCCAUUAUUAACUGUAUCAUGUCUUUUAUUAUGACAGCCUAAAGGAAAGAAGGCCAAGGGGAAGAAGGUGGCCCCAGCCCCUUCCGUCGUGAAGAAGGCAGAAGCCAAGAAAGUUGUGAAUCCUCUUUUUGAGAAGCGGCCCAAGAACUAUGGCAUUGGUGAGUGUAAUUGUAUUGUAAUGUUGCUCUUCCCACUGCAAACACUGGGUAGCUCAGUUUCCUUCAUACCACAUCGUUAUGGUAAAAUAAACUGCCAUGUGGUGGAUCUGUCGUGGUGUUUGUGUGGUUUUUUGUUUUUGUUUGUUUUUUUACCACUGGAUCUGGGCAUCUCCUUUCUGCUUUAUCUGAAAUGCGUAACUUUUAGUGAAGUCUUUAGAAUGCUGCAGAUAUUUUGAGAAUAGAAUGAAGCUGGUAUAGUUACAAAUAUUUAACAGAACAUUUUAAUGUUUGGGUUUUUGUAGUGUAUUUUACAUGAACAGGACUAUUUACUAUGAUGUAGAUUGACACCAGUAUUGCUGCUGCAUGUUUAGAAUAGUCACUUGGUAUGUUAGAGUAUUGUUUUUUGGGUUAUUUGUCUUGCUUGUGCCUUUUUAGGGGGAGGUCUUAUAGAUUCCAAGAAUCAUUAAAGUCAAGAUCUAACACCUAGAUGGAGCCAAUAAUUUCACAUUUGUCCUAAUAAAAAUACAUAUAAGAAGUGUCGUUUGUAAUUUGCAGGAAUACUUAAAGGGGCGCACUGUAACUACUUCCCCUUAGAAGUAGCUGUCUGGAUUACCCUUCCAUUCAGAAUAAAACCCUUUUUCUUUUAAUGUGAAAUGUGAGUUUCUUUGAGCCUCUCAAUCCACUCUGGGCUUAUUAAAGGGUCACUAUAACAAAGUAAUCUAAAUUAAUUUAUGGUGCCAGGAGGCCUUUUCACACAACUCUUGCCUUAAGACAGUGGUUCCCAACCAAAUCCUCAAGUACCCCCUAACAGUCCAGGGUUUACCCAGUUGUGUCUAAGGUGUUUUUAGAAAAAAACUCUUCAGACACAAUGGGGUACUCCCUAAAUCCUGGACUGGUCUGGGAACCCCUGCCUUAAGGGUUAGUUUUUAAGUGUGCCUGGGGAUCUCCUAGCACAGUAAUUUAAUUUAGAUGGUUAUGUGACAUUGGUGUUCGGUUAAGCACUAGCUUGAGCAGCAGUUAUUGGCCAUGUUUUGGCUCACUGAUUUCAGCCAUUGCUGGUAUGAAUCUGUAUAGCCAUAAGGAAGUUAAUGCGUCAAGUUACGGCUGGGUUCUUAAUAGCCAGGUACUCUAAAUGUUUACUACUUGAAAAUGGUUUAACAUUGCAUGAAAGGGAAAAUAUUUUAGUAACUAGUGUUCCUUUUAAUUGCCUUCACACUUGUGGUGUGCUAGUAAUCGGUGUUUAGAAAGUUCAUAGCCACAAUCAGAAUUUAUGGGAUCUGAACGGAUAAAUCCAAUCUAAUUAACCUGUAGAUAAUCUGGUCACUGCAGGUAUUCGGGUUUUGUUCUGGAAUUUUAACUAAAACUUCUGUGAUAUUAUAGAAUAGGCUUUCAUAAGCAUUCAGUUUUUAUGGAAAACUCAAAGCAGACUUCUUAAUUCUAGCUGUUUACCGUAAUCUGAAGUCUUUCAUACGACAAGCAACAUAACUUGCCUGUGCUGUCUAUAAACCAGGUCAGGAUAUUCAACCCAAGAGGGAUCUUACUCGCUUUGUGAAAUGGCCCCGUUACAUCAGACUUCAGCGCCAGAGGUCUAUCCUGUACAAACGAUUGAAGGUUCCUCCUGCAAUCAAUCAGUUCACCCAGGCCUUGGACCGCCAGACUGGUAAGAAUGAUGCUUUUGGGCACAAACUAUAAGGCUCUUAUGUUAAACUUGCAAAUGAUGCAAAACAAUAUUUGCUAUCUGAAUAUGGUGAUUACACACUUCCACCAAGAUCGCUGAUGCAAAGUAUGAGUCUUAAAACUUGCUCAACAUGGCUUUGUAGUAUGAAAUUAUGCAGAUAAGUAACUAUUUUAUUUUUAUUCCCCACUACCUCCACAUUUUUAGCUACUCAACUAUUUAAGCUGGCUCACAAAUAUCGACCGGAAACAAAGCAGGAAAAGAAGAAAAGAUUGCUGGCUCGUGCAGAACAGAAAGCAGCAGGCAAAGGAGAUGUCCCUACCAAGAGACCUCCUGUAAUCCGUGCAGGUAAAUGUUGUGUUUUGGUUAAGGCCUUUUUUAACUGUUUGCGCCCUAUAAAAAAAAAAUCUGUACUACAGAAUGUACACUGGUAAAACACUUAACCCCUUAAGGACGCUGGACAGAAGUCUUCUGUCCAAAAUGAAAAUUAACCCCUGAUUGCCACAAUCGUGGGGUUAAUCUUCCUGUAGUGUCUACAUAUCGGAGACACACUACCACGGUCAGUUUCACUGAUUCCACCCAUGUGAUCGCUCUGACAGGGAGUCAGAGCGAUCAUACAUGCUGCAGUGAAACCCGAUCUGUUUCCCUGCAGCUCCAUGUGAGCUGUGAACUGCAGAGACAAAUCGAUGCUGAUCGGUUACUCUUCAAGUAAAUGUACUUGAAAUAUUUAUUUAACUGGGGUGGGUAGAAGUUAGUGGGGAAAUUGGGGCUUUACGGUUAGGCUAGUUAAGGGUUAAAAAAAACCAAUUAAAAGUGAACUUUUUUUAAGUUUAAACAAAGUUUUAAAAUAGUAAAAUAAGCUAAAACGUUUUAGGGAGAGGGCGGGGAGUGCAUAUUACCUCUACACUUGGUACAGGCUAGCAAAAAAAACACGCUAAGGUUCCAAAUAUGCCUCUUGAAACACCCUGGGGUGUCUUUAGGAAAUGGUAUGCCUUUGUGAAGUAAUUGGGGAAAACACAACCUAUUAAAAACAAAAAUUUCCAAAGUUGGGCAUGGACACAGCGUAAAAAUUCUAACUUAAAUGACUGCCUCAAAUGUGCCCCUUCAACAUUGUCAUAUACCUGGUAAAGGUACAUACCGGGGUAUUGUACUCAGAUGACAUAGCGGAGCAACAUAUGAUGUAUUAUACUGCUGUAGCACACAAGGUUUGCAAAAUAUAUAUUACAUCUCAUUGAGUGUCAAAAGGUAUAAAAAAAGCUUACCACUACACUUGGUACAAGCUAGCGUAAAAAAAUAUUUCACGCUAAGGUUCAAAAUACGUCUUUUGAAAUACCCUAGGAUUAAGAAAUAGUAUGCCUUUUUGGGGUAGUUGGAAAAAGCAGCCUGCGAACAUAUGUAAAAAAUAUAAUACGGUCCCAUUAAAACUCUCCAUGUAAACUCACACUUAAAAACCUGAACUUGUCAUGUCUUUCACAGCACUGUAACUUAACAAAGUAGUGUCUAGGUCAUACAUUGGGAUUAUUAUUUUACUCAGAAGAGGUAACUGAGCAUACUUGGGGGGAAUUUGACAGUGGCACUUAUCAAAUGUAAGAAAUACCCAGUGAAAAUGCAACAUGUCUGUAAAAAAGUUCACCACAAAAUUUGAAAUAAAUUGGUGAAAAAAUGGAGGCAAGUUAAGGUAUAAUAUAUGCCUAAUAACAUACCCUGGAGUGUGUGCUUUCUCAAAUGGAAGCCCUUUGUGGGGUUAUUUGAACAGUCAAAUGGCUACAAUGCCACAAUCAGACAUGACAUCUAUGAAAAUUCCAACUAUAGAAACUGAAAUAGCAUGGUCUCCUAUAUGGCAUUGUAGCUUCACAGAAUAGGGGUAAAGGUAUACAAUGGGGGUAUCGUUUUACUCAGCAGAUGUAGCUGAACACAAUAUGGGGUUCUGUAUAGGGAUAGCACACACCAGCUUUACGAAAUACACAUUACAAAAACCUUGUAGUGUGUAUAUGCUAAAAUAGAGAAAAUAAUUUCAAUCCAAAAUUUAGCAGCGAUUGGCAGUAAAAUGGCCACGCAAAAAGUGUCAAACUAACAUUAGGUAAAUGGCCUGUGAUGUCUAAUUUAUAUAAAUAUAUACUUUUGUGUGGUAAUUUUGUUCCUUGUAAUGGGUAUUAAACUUCCAAAACACAAAUACCAACUUCUAAAAUUGUUUCACAUUGAAAUUUUAUUUUAGACCUUGUAGUUUGACCUGUAACUUUCAAAAUAAACUGAAAUCCUACACAUUAUGCACUUUGUAAAUCAAGACACAUAAAUUAAUUGAUUUUUGAAUUACUUUUCCUAAGCUGGAUAUAUUAUGCACACAUUAUUGCAAAAACAAGAGGGGGAAAGCGUUUUUUCCACGUUUUGCAUUUUUUUGGUAAUAAAUGAGAAUUUACAUGCAUUUGUCACAUCAAAUUAAAGCCCCUUUUGUCUAAAAAAUGGUAUAUAAUGUGUUGGUACAAUAAAUGAGAUGCAAAUUGCAUUUGAAUACAAACCGCAAAAAACUGCUUGUCAUUAAGGUGUUAAUAUAUGCUAUUGCAAUGAUGUUUGAAUUUCUUCACCUGAAAUAUCAUGAAGAUUAAAACAUGAGCUUUUUAACACUGAGCAAUAGCAAUACCACAAGCUUUGGGUUUUUUUUUUUUUUUUCACUUUGUAACUGAACAUACUUAACGAACUUAUGGUUUUACAGGUGUUAACAGUGUCACAACUCUGGUGGAAAACAAAAAGGCUCAGCUUGUGGUGAUUGCACAUGAUGUGGAUCCAAUUGAGGUGAGCUAUUGGACCCAGUGGCUGGGUAGUAUUUUACUGAAAUACACAUGCUAGACGAGUAUAUAUAAAAAUUUUUACAUAUCUAUUUUUUUCCCCUAGUUAUUCUGUAACAAAUUGUAGUGAUCUUAAAGUGGCUCUAUAAUACUCCUGUCUAAAAUGAGCAUUUAACUAAAGUUUUUAUGGAACUCAUAGUGUUGGAAAUUUACUAAAAUUCCAACCCAGUCAAAAGAUAUGACAAAGUAGAGGGACUUUACCUCCAGUAGGCAAAAACUCAUUUCUAUGGAGGAUCUUGAUGAAACCUCAAUGCUGUAAUCACACGGAUGUGUAAGAGUACACUGCUGAAGCUCCAGGAGCUGAAGACCAAACAGAAUAUUAUGGCAGCACUCAUGAGUGAUGGUUUAAGGUAUAUCCUACCUUCUCCUGUGGCCACUAGACCCUCAGAGGCAAAGUCAUGGUUUAGGAGCAACCACAUCAUUCAGUCUGGGGAAACUUUCCACAAUGGUUGCUCACAGCCUUUCAGUGCUUUAUUACAAACCUUUCUUGUGCUGGAGAUUAUAGGAUUGUUUAAAAAUACAUAGGAAUUAAGGAGAGAGCGCAGGUAACUUGUUUUUCUUUGGCUUUUACUAUAUAUUGGGGCUGAUGUGUACUGUAGUUAUUGCUGACGCCCAGUGAUGGGAGUGAGUGCAGGACUUAUUUUUCUGCAUAGGAAGCUGGUCAGGAGGAAGCGGUGCCGAAGCCCCAACUUUAAAGGUAAACUUACCCUAAACGGGAUAAUGUCCCAGGGUAUCCCUGCCUCUAACUUAAAUAUGCUUAUGGGGUUGGGUGUGUUUUUCAAGGAAGGGGCUGCAGCCCGACAUAACAAAACUAGUUUCUGGUUAAAUCUUUCAUCGUAUAUGCUGCCUCAGUUAAAAUCACACUUGUAUGAUCCACUGCAGUCCUUUCCAGCUGAAACCUGGGGAAAAUCUAAUGGAAAAAUUUAAGCCAGUAAAACAAUGUUUGUUCUGGCCCAUUUGAUUAACAUAGUUUUAUUUAGAAAGUUUCAACAAGUAAUGUUUUGUGAAUUGCAAUGAUGUUUUGAAUUUCUUCGACUGAUAAAAUUAUGAAGAUUUAAAAAUGAGCUUUUUAACACUGAGCAAUUCUAUGAUCACCUCUUGGGAGGGGGAAUUGGGUUUCCACUCAACAUUUACAUUAAAUGAAGCACUUGGUCUAAUGUAUUAAACUUCUUUUAUCAGCUGGUUGUCUUCCUGCCUGCCUUGUGUAGGAAAAUGGGAGUCCCAUAUUGCAUCGUCAAAGGCAAAGCUAGAUUGGGCCGUCUGGUACACAGGAAGACCUGCACCAGCCUUGCUUUCACACAAGUCAACGCGUAAGUUUUACUGCUGUUUUGAACUACUGUUUUGUCAUAUCCUCUCUGGCAAUGAUGUGUAUAGAAUUUCUUCACCUGAAUACAACCGUGUGGCACUCAGAGCUUUUUAACCCUGAGCAGCGAGGGUUUGAUAUUGUUGCUUCAUCAGUGUUUUUUGUCUGGGAGAAGUAACUUCUACUAUUGUCCAUUUCCAUAGUGAGGACAAGGGAGCUCUUGCUAAACUGGUGGAAGCUGUCAAGACCAACUACAAUGAUAGAUAUGAUGAGGUAAUGCUUGUUCUGCUUCCUGUCCUGUAUUCUAGGUAAAAUCUAAACCUUUCUUUCACUUUGUCAUAAGUGUGGACUAAUUAUCUUUGUAUAGAUUUUAUCUGCAAAGUGCUUCUUUACCAAGUACAAUAGUCUUGCCUGUGAUUUGCAUUUCCAUAGCUCACCCCAUUAUGUUUCUUGGUGGUUUUUUUUUUCACUCCUUCCUGUUUGACAGAAGAGCUAUCUUAAACUAAAGAACUUUUAUCAGAUGCGCUUUUGAAAGGCCUCUGCAUGUUAUAAUUGGUUUUAAUUUAAUGUCUGUUAACACCUGGCUAUCCUUGUAUUUUUCUUUAGAUCCGUCGUCACUGGGGCGGUGGCGUCUUGGGUCCCAAAUCAGUGGCUCGCAUUGCCAAACUUGAAAAGGCAAAAGCCAAGGAGCUCGCCACAAAGCUGGGUUAAAUGUACCGUGCGUGUUCUGUACAUAAACAAUAAAAACUUUAAAAUCCAUACUUCAGUUCUCAAUUUGUCACAACUAUACUAAAGUUUUCUGGAGAUUGGAUGCUCUUUCCUUAAGGCUUUUAACUUGAAAGCUCCAAAUUGAAGUUGCUACAUAUGGCCAAUUUUACCAUGGCGAGGAGAACUUGCCCCUAUACUUGAUUUAUUUUUAAAGCAUGUAUCGAGGUGAUCAUUCUGCUUAAAUUUUAAAAAAAUAACAAUGUUGCAUAGGGAUGCAAUCUCACGGUUCAUAAAGAACUAUAGAUAAAAGUGACUGCAAACUUCAUGUAAAAU